Salvelinus namaycush (lake trout) is the source of this 588-nucleotide messenger RNA. RefSeq names its product chloride intracellular channel protein 4-like. Lineage: Eukaryota; Metazoa; Chordata; Actinopteri; Salmoniformes; Salmonidae. The annotation marks the transcript as partial. The transcript is spliced from 6 exons. The record is from RefSeq and is a predicted model, not a curated record.
AUGGCCUCAGCCCGGACCUCUCCAAUGGAGCCAUCUAUCGAGCUGUUUGUCAAGGCUGGCAGUGAUGGUGAGAGCAUCGGGAACUGUCCGUUCUCCCAGCGCCUCUUCAUGAUCCUGUGGCUGAAGGGAGUUAUCUUCAACGUCACCACAGUCGACCUCAAAAGGAAACCGGCGGACCUGCAGGACCUGGCCCCGGGGACCAACCCUCCGUUUGUCACAUUUAACGGGGAGGUGAAGGUCGAUGUCAACAAGAUAGAAGAGUUCCUGGAGGAAAAACUCACGCCACCACGGUACCCCAAGUUGGCGACUAAACACCCAGAGUCAAACACUGCAGGUAUAGAUGUGUUCUCCAAGUUCUCUGCCUACAUCAAGAACCCCCGCAAAGAUACCAACGACGGCCUGGAGAAGGCCCUGUUGAAGUCUCUGAGGCGGCUGGAUGAAUUCCUGAGGACCCCCCUGCCGGAAGAGAUCGAUGCGAACAGCACAGAAGACCCUCAGGAGUCCACACGCUGCUUCCUGGAUGGACCUGACCUCACACUGGCAGACUGCAACCUGCUGCCCAAACUACACAUUAUAAAGGUACUACUA